CACCGCACUCAGCUAUGCCUCCAGCAGCUCCUGCGUCGUCCGGCAAGGCCCUCAACGCCAUCCUGCCCCUCAUCGAGGCCGGGCAGCCUUACGAAGCCCACCAGAAAGCCAGGACUUUUGCAUCCAGAUACCAGAAGUCGGGGCAGUACGACACCGCCAUCGAUGUGCUCUUCCAGUCCGCGCGCGAGCUUCUCAAGGCGGGUCAGCAGGGGAGCGGGACCGAUCUUACACUCUUCCUCCUCGAAGUGUACGAUACAAAGGGCGAUGAAGUGAGCGACGAGACCAGAGGUCGGCUCACACAGCUUAUCGCCUUGACGGGAUCCUCCGGCUCAUGGCGCAAGACUAUCAUUGACAGAUCCACUGCAUGGUCGGCAAAGCACGGUCCCUGUCCUUCCGGUGAUCCAAGCCUCCAGCAUUACAUUGGAGAACUCCUCUACAAGGAAAACGCAUUCGAGGCUGCGGAAGGCCACCUUCUCGCAGCCGGCAAGCGAGACAGUGCCCGAGUGCUCGCCGACAUGUAUGUCCAGUGGGCCUCGACGGGUGGUGUGCCGGGGGCAUUUGCGCUUCGAGGAACUAUACCAUACCUGCUGAACGGGAACAUACUGGCCGCGCGCACCUUCUUGUCGCGGCUCGUCUCGCAGUUCGCGUCUUCUCGUCCUGAUUUCGUCUCGCCGUACCAGCCGUCGACCAUUCCCGUCGGAAACCCCGUGAACGGACACCGGGACGAGGUGGUGUUGACAAAAGACUCGCUCGUGAACUUUACCCAGCUAGCCGUACGCACGUGUCAGCGCGCCCAGGGCGACAAGAACAAGGCUGUGCGCGAGGCAUGGGUGCGCUUGUGUGGGACGUAUCAAAGCAGAGGCGGCGUGCUGGCGGCUAAAGAAGUCCGGCAGAACCUCAGCGAGAUAUCGGAGCUGUUCUUUGCCAUCACCCCGCCUCGCGCGCAGCAGGCGAACCCGCUGAGCGACAUGCUCUCGGCCAUGCUGGGCGGUGGUGCCACUACGACGCAGGCUCCCAGGCGUGUGCUGACACCCGCUCCGGGGGCCAGCGGCCCUGGAGUGGACUAGUUGACAAGUCGACAAACGUACUAGUAUCUUAUCAGACAAGCACGCUGAACCGAGAUAUAUUUUUGUAUUUAUCAAUCGAGGAAUGGUCGGGCCUGUCGGGGUUGCUGGUAUUUUUCUAAUAGAAAGAUCCUUUCAAUCCUAAAAGUGUUGGUUCCGGGACGAAUAAACUCGAUGAGAGAUUGAGGUCGAG
Molecule: messenger RNA, 1257 nt
Organism: Phanerochaete carnosa HHB-10118-sp
Lineage: Eukaryota; Fungi; Basidiomycota; Agaricomycetes; Polyporales; Phanerochaetaceae
Exons: 6
Coding region: 15-1067 (350 amino acids)
Biological process (GO): protein insertion into ER membrane
Cellular component (GO): cytosol
Molecular function (GO): protein binding
Source: RefSeq, a predicted model, not a curated record